UGUUCCCAAUGUACCACGGGGUUCCAUUCUUUCACGGUGUGUACAGAAUAGAGAAUCCCGUCGCGCCAGAGUAUGACGAAAGUCUCCUAAUUCUUUUGGUUUUGACUCUUGCCUCUUGUGAGCAGGUUAAUGAAGUUCUCUGCAAAUAUUCUGUGAUCGACGAUUGUAAGAUCAGUUGCUCUCAAAUCCCAUCACACGUAUAACGUAUCUGACCAUCUAUUCGAUUCGAAGUGUUUGAUUUUUCUUCUGCGCUUCUUUUUCCACAGGUCAAUCCGUCAAUGAGCCCUGCCUGAUUAGAAAAUGCUGAAAUGCUUCGUCUAUAAGCAAUGACUAUCAAAUUCCGGUAGAUAUUCACACUGAAUUGCUAUGAUGGCUGCCUUUAGAUUUUCCAUUUUGAAGUCUGUUUUCGCUGCUUCGAGAAUUCGUUCUGUUGGGUCAUCUAAUUCUUAUACGAGAUCACCGAAAUUCACUGUGCCCAUCUUCGCGAGACCAUUGGAUGUAAAUGAAACUCGAAAGUACAAUAGAAAUGAAUCAUGUUGGUGGGGCAAUAGAGCGGACACCCAGUUUAGAAUGUUGUCUGUUGAAUCUAUUCUAGAUAUUCGGCAUUAUAGAACUGAAUCCGUUGUUGCCUCUUCACCUAAAUGCCUGCAGAACAAGAGUUUAUUGAGUUUACACUCCCAGAAUACUGUCUUUCCUGUUUGCGCAAGUACUUUUUCCAACCUUCGAACAUAUUCAUCAUAUUUUGGAGGCAAAGGGGAAGCUCCACGGAACUCAGAAGUGUCUGUUGGAUCUGUUGCAAAUGAUUCGAAUUCUAAAACCACUGAUAUGGUUGGAGGUGAUUGGGUUGAUGGUAUUAAGCAUGCUUGGCAGUCUACAGUAGACGCCAUGGCUUUUACAGGGCAAAAGGCUAGAGAGGCAUCUGAUGAACUCACUCCUUAUGUUCAACAGUUGCUUGAUUCGCACCCUUAUCUAAGAAAUGUUUUAAUUCCGGUUAGUUCAACUUUGACUGCUACCAUAUUGGCUUGGCUGGUCUUGCCAAGGAUAUUGAGAAAAUUUCAUGCAUACACAAUGAAAAGUUCAGUGCUGCUACUAGCAGGGAACUUGUCUGAGGAACAAAUUCCAUACGAGAAAAGCUUUUGGGGUGCUUUAGAAGACCCUGUGAGAUAUCUUUUUACCUUCAUGGCGUUCUCGCAGUUAGGUGUGAUGAUUGCCCCACAUACUUUUGCAACUCAAUAUAUUGCACAAGCUUGGAGGGGUGCAUUAAUUAUUUCAUUUGUCUGGUUUCUUUACCGCUGGAAAACAAUUGUAGUUUCUCGUUCUCUUGCCGUUCAGCAUAUUGCAGGGCUUGAUCGAGAAAAGUUGCUUGCUCUGGACAAAGUCUCUUCUGUGGGUUUAUUUGUAUUGGGACUAAUGGCUUUAGCUGAGGCCUGUGGCGUGGCAGUGCACUCUAUUUUGACAGUUGGAGGAAUAGGGGGUGUUGCUACUGCGUUUGCUGCUAGAGACAUCCUUGGGAAUGUUCUAAGUGGGCUGUCUAUGCAGUUCACAAAGCCCUUCUCAUUAGGAGAUACCAUAAAAGCUGGGUCAAUAGAAGGACAAGUGGUAGAAAUGGGACUUACUACUACAUCGUUGCUUAAUGCUGAGAAAUUUCCUAUCGUAGUUCCAAAUUCCCUAUUUUCAAGCCAGGUAAUUGUGAACAAAUCACGUGCACAUUGGCGUGCUAUGGUGACCAUGAUUCCCUUGCGAAUUGAUAAUUUGGAAAUGAUUCCUCAGAUAUCAGAGGAUAUAAAGUCUAUGCUAAGAUCCAACUCAAAAAUCUUCUUAGAAAAGGAAGCUCCUUACUGCUUCCUUUCUCGAAUAGGAAAUUCAUAUGCAGAAUUAACUGUUGGGUGCAAUAUUAAACAUAUGAGCAAAGAGGAGUUAUACUCUACACAGCAAGAUAUUCUGCUGCAGUCAAUUAGGAUAAUUAAGCAACAUGGCGCUGCUUUGGGUGGCACCUUACAAGAUUGGUCCAAUCAGUGAUUCCUUGAUGAGUAAAAGAGAAAAUUUAUCUAGAGGUUAGAUUCUCAAUACCCUCAACAUAUUUAAAGCAUAUAAGUUCUCCACCAUUGAGAUUAAUGUUGUAUCAUGUUGUUGGUUCUCUCUCUCUCUAUCGCUGAGUUUCUUUGAUAGUUUGUAUGCUCUCUGUUCUAUCUGGUUGUGUAUUCCUUUAAUGAAAAUUUUUUGAUAGUUUCUUUGAUAGUUUGUAUGCAUUACAAGUUGCAACACGGGUGUUCUACUCUCCACACUUGGUUAGGAUUAGAGACUGAGUGCUCAAAUCUACUACUUCGUUGGUAUAAAGCAGAGGAGAUGUGAUGCCAAAAUCCACCUUGCAAGUUGUAACACGGGAGAUAUUUUGUUUUUUUUUUUUUGUAUCAUGUCCAUGUCAACCUUUUCUUUA
Nelumbo nucifera (sacred lotus) is the source of this 2437-nucleotide messenger RNA. Its product is annotated as Mechanosensitive ion channel protein. The record is from RefSeq and is a predicted model, not a curated record. Gene Ontology annotation, biological process: transmembrane transport. Gene Ontology annotation, cellular component: membrane. NCBI's taxonomy places the organism in Eukaryota, Viridiplantae, Streptophyta, Magnoliopsida, Proteales, Nelumbonaceae.